Molecule: messenger RNA, 597 nt
Organism: Rhagoletis zephyria (snowberry fruit fly)
Lineage: Eukaryota; Metazoa; Arthropoda; Insecta; Diptera; Tephritidae
Product: odorant receptor 67d-like
Biological process (GO): sensory perception of smell
Cellular component (GO): membrane
Molecular function (GO): olfactory receptor activity; odorant binding
Source: RefSeq, a predicted model, not a curated record
AUGGUGUACAAAGAUAUUGCUACAGAUUGGACAGUGCUUUUGGAUGUAUUCGCACCAAUCAGCUGUGCAACACAAGGGGCAAUAAAGCUAUAUUCAAUAACAAGAUAUUCGGAAUUGUAUCGACAGUUGGCUUUGGAAAUCGGUGAAAUAUACGAGAAGUACGAAAAAAUUGGAAGAAAAUAUAAGAAAAAAUUAGAAGAGUGGAAUGGCAGCAUGAGAAAGAUAUUAAUCAUUGGUGCUUUGAUAUACUUUGCAUCUUCUUGCCUAGCUUUAAUCGCACCCGUUAUUGUGUACAUAUUAAAAGGCGAAAAACACCUAAUUAUUAUGUGUCAAAUGCCAUAUGUAGAUGCGACCACUAACCAGGGCUAUUUUAUUACGAUCAUCUACAAUAUUUUAUGUGUAUUCAUAGCGGCAUUUGGAUUGUACGCCGCUGACUUGUAUAUUUUUCUCUUUCUAACACACUCGAUUUUCUUUUAUGAUAUCUUCGAAUUGAAAGUGAGUGAUCUGCAUGAAUUGCUACAACAGAACUCAAAGGAUAAACGAAUAACACCUACGCUGAAUGAUAUUGCAGAAUGGCAUCAGUAUUACUUGGAGUAA